Molecule: messenger RNA, 252 nt
Organism: Colletotrichum higginsianum IMI 349063
Lineage: Eukaryota; Fungi; Ascomycota; Sordariomycetes; Glomerellales; Glomerellaceae
Product: conidiation protein 6
Exons: 2
Coding region: 1-252 (83 amino acids)
Cellular component (GO): cytoplasm
Source: RefSeq, a predicted model, not a curated record
AUGCCUACCGAAGCUCAGAUCGCCGGCGGCCACAAGGCCAACAUCAACAACCCAAACACCUCGGAGGAGUCCAAGCAGAACUCCAAGAAGAUCCUCGAGAACGAGUUCAACGGCGGCGACGUCGCCAAGGCCGGCGAUGACGAGCAGAAGAACCCCGGCAACGUUGCCGGCGGCCUCAAGGCCACUCUCAAGAACCCCAACGUCUCCGACGAGGCCAAGGAGUCCGCCAAGGAGCGCCUUGACAACAUGUAG